AUGCUCUUGAGCGUCGUAUUCUCCACUUUCGUUCUGUUGGAACUGGCGGCAGCUGCCCCAAACCCCAAGGCCAAGCAACUGGAAGAUUGUGUUGCAAAAGCAUUGAUUGGGAAUGACAUUCAGACCCGUAUACAGACACCUGCAGAUAGCACUUACGAAGAUGCGCGUAUUGGUGCUAUCAUAAAACCAGAAUUCCCAGCAAUGAUUGCUUUUGCUACGCAGAUUAACGAGGUGGCCCCACUGAUAAAGUGUGCUUCGAAGAAUGGGUUUCAGGCCGUUCCUCGCUCUGGUCGUUACCACUUUGAGGGCUGGUCUGCGUUGAAUGGUUCUUUAAUCAUCGACGUGUCGCACAUCAACAACAUCACCGUCUCCAAGGAUCUCCAAACCGCCGUCAUCGGAGCCGGUGCCAACCUAGGCCAAAUCUACACGACGCUGAGCACGUAUGGGAAGACUUUCUUGGGCGGGAUCUGUCCUUCAGUCGCCAUCGGAGGCUAUCUCGGCGCUGGUGGCUACAAUCUUCAACAGAGACAGCUCGGGUUAGCCGUUGACCAGAUUGUCUCUUUCAAAGUGGUCGUAGCAAGCGGCGAUCUUCUGACGGUUUCUCCCACUCAACAUCCCGAUUUGUGGUGGGCAGCCCGGGGUGGCGGAACUUUCGGUAUCAUUGUGGGGACGACGGUGAAGAUCUUGACACUACCGAGAUCGGCCAUGGUAGCCGCUUUUUACCCUAACAAGACCACUCGCUACGACGUGGUAAAGACGUACCUGGAUUGGGCUCCGAAGCAAGUUCCAGAAUUCACGAGCCAGCUCAACGUCUACAAUAACCGGACGCAUCUCAUGGGCUGGUAUCUCGGCGGCACAACAGAGCAACUACAACAGAUCAUGGAGGAAUCUGGCCUUCUCGACAUCCCAGACGCAAAGGUUUCCAUCACUGGGGAUUGCAGCACCGAGAACUCGCGCAUGUUCUGGCUGGCCCCCCAAACAACCUGCACGAAUGACGAAGAGGCCUACGACGCUUUUCUCACCGCCUACAACACCGUCCCCAUCCAUCUGACGCCAAUUGAGCCGCAGUUCCGCCUAGAAAACGUGCCCGCUCUCCCAUCGGAGCCCACUGCGCAUCUCUGGCCCAGGUUCGGCGUCAUCAGCAAGACGUACUUCACGUUGAAGAGCAAACCCUUAUCGGACGCUGCCCUCGCCGAGUUCAUCGACCAAACGGGAGCACUGGCUGAUGAGGUCGGCUUCUGGGGCGAGUGGACGAGCUUCAACAUCUCUGCGCCGCCAACUACGAGCGCCUUCCCUUGGCAGGAGGACGCGUCGACCCUGAUGCGGAUGGAAGUGGCGUCGGGGCAUGACUCGCAGGCUUAUGUCCAGAAUCGCGGGUGGAUGAAUAACUUUGAUAAGUUCUUCCGGCCUGAAGUUGGGACUGCGAGCUACUCGGGCUACAUCGAUGCCGAUCUUUCUGUCAAUCCGUAUACUGCUUAUUAUGGCAACAAUGUCUGUCGGCUUGUUGAGGUCAAGAGGGCGUACGAUCCGGAGAAUUUCUUCAGAAAUCCUUUCUCGAUUCCUACUUCGACGCCAGCGGGGUUCUCGUGCUGA
This is a messenger RNA of Coniosporium apollinis CBS 100218, 1593 nucleotides long. RefSeq lists its product as uncharacterized. The transcript has 4 exons. Gene Ontology annotation, molecular function: FAD binding; oxidoreductase activity. Bases 1 to 1593 code for a protein of 530 amino acids. NCBI's taxonomy places the organism in Eukaryota, Fungi, Ascomycota, Dothideomycetes. The record is from RefSeq and is a predicted model, not a curated record.